AUGUCAACGUGUUUGAUCCCUAAGAUUGAAAAACCGUCUGACCUUGAAAAGUUGCCAGCUGAAAUCUAUACACCGUCCGAGCCACCAGCUUGCGGUCUCCUCAUCGACACUGGCAAAGAAUACCUUCUUGCAGUAUCCCACGUCAACGUGACAGGGUCAUCCACUUUUUCGAAUGAAACAGAGCUGAGUCGCUUGUUAUAUACGGUCACUCACGUUGAAGUCUUGAAGGAACCGAAUGGAAACAGCUCGCUGUCGCAAACCAUUUCCACACCAUCAGAGUCUGCUGCUUGUGGUGUAGUUCUGGAUAUUGGCAAAGGAAUAUCUUCUCAGUGGUAG
Ostertagia ostertagi is the source of this 336-nucleotide messenger RNA. The record is from the annotation of a GenBank genome assembly. Lineage: Eukaryota; Metazoa; Nematoda; Chromadorea; Rhabditida; Trichostrongylidae.